Molecule: messenger RNA, 3882 nt
Organism: Myotis daubentonii (Daubenton's bat)
Lineage: Eukaryota; Metazoa; Chordata; Mammalia; Chiroptera; Vespertilionidae
Gene: LARS1
Product: leucyl-tRNA synthetase 1
Biological process (GO): leucyl-tRNA aminoacylation
Molecular function (GO): aminoacyl-tRNA deacylase activity; ATP binding; leucine-tRNA ligase activity
Source: RefSeq, a predicted model, not a curated record
AGUGAGCUGGUGAUUGCCUCAGCAGGCGUGGUGUGCUUCAGUGUCUUGAGAGGCUUGAGUAUCCCGGUAGGAAGGGUGAAAGGUUGUAACUACUCCUUUGAGGGUGAUCACCGAGGUCGUGGGUUUGCACUGUCGGCUGGGCAGCGCCAUGGCGGAAAGAAAAGGAACAGCCAAAGUGGACUUCUUGAAGAAGAUUGAGAAAGAAAUCCAACAGAAAUGGGACUCCGAGAAAGUAUUUGAGGUCAAUGCAUCUAAUUCAGAGAAGCAGACUAGCAAGGGCAAGUACUUUGUCACCUUCCCAUAUCCAUACAUGAACGGGCGCCUUCAUUUGGGACACACAUUUUCUUUAUCCAAAUGUGAGUUUGCAGUUGGGUACCAGAGAUUGAAAGGAAACAUUUGUCUGUUCCCCUUUGGUUUACACUGUACUGGAAUGCCUAUUAAGGCCUGUGCUGAUAAGUUGAAAAGAGAAAUAGAGCUCUAUGGUUGCCCCCCUGAUUUUCCAGAUGAAGAAGAGGAAGAGGAAGAAGUCAAUGCUAAAACAGAAGAUGCAAUAAUUAAGGAUAAAGCUAAAGGAAAAAAGAGUAAAGCUGCUGCUAAAGCUGGAUCUUCUAAAUACCAGUGGAGCAUUAUGAAAUCUCUCGGUCUGGCUGAUGAAGAAAUAGCCAAAUUUUCUGAAGCAGAACAUUGGCUUGAUUAUUUCCCACCACUGGCUAUUCAAGAUCUGAAGAGAAUGGGUUUGAAGGUAGACUGGCGUCGUUCCUUCAUCACCACUGAUGUUAAUCCUUACUAUGAUUCGUUUGUCAGGUGGCAGUUUUUAACAUUAAGAGAAAGAAACAGAAUUAAAUUUGGAAAACGGUAUACCAUUUAUUCUCCAAAAGAUGGACAGCCUUGUAUGGAUCAUGACAGACAAACUGGAGAGGGUGUUGGACCUCAGGAAUAUACUUUAAUCAAGUUGAAAGUGCUUGAGCCAUACCCAUCCAAAUUAAGUGGCCUGAAAGGGAAAAAUAUCUUUUUGGUAGCUGCUACUCUCAGACCUGAGACCAUGUUUGGACAGACAAACUGUUGGGUUCGCCCUGAUAUGAAGUACAUUGGGUUUGAGACAAAGAAUGGUGAUAUAUUCAUUUGCACGCAAAGAGCUGCCAGGAAUAUGUCAUUCCAGGGCUUUACCAAAGACAGUGGCGUGGUGCCUGUAGUUAAGGAAUUAAUGGGAGAGGAAAUUCUUGGAGCAUCACUUUCUGCACCUUUAACAUCUUACAAGGUGAUCUAUGUUCUCCCAAUGCUCACCAUUAAGGAGGAUAAAGGCACUGGUGUGGUCACAAGUGUUCCUUCUGACUCCCCCGAUGAUUUUGCUGCCCUCAGAGACUUGAAGAAAAAGCAGGCUUUACGAGCAAAGUAUGGAAUUAGAGAUGACAUGGUCUUGCCAUUUGAGCCAGUGCCAGUCAUUGAAAUCCCAGGUUUUGGAAAUCUUUCUGCUGUAACCAUUUGUGAUGAGUUGAAAGUUCAGAGCCAGAAUGACCGAGAAAAACUUGUAGAAGCAAAGGAGAAAUUAUAUCAAAAAGGGUUUUAUGAGGGUGUAAUGUUGGUGGAUGGAUUUAAAGGACAGAAGGUCCAAGAUGUAAAGAAGACUAUUCAGAAAAAGAUGAUUGACAUUGGAGAUGCAUUUAUUUACAUGGAACCAGAGAAACAAGUUAUGUCCAGGUCUUCAGAUGAAUGCGUCGUGGCCCUGUGUGACCAGUGGUACUUGGAUUAUGGAGAAGAGAACUGGAAAAAGCAGACAUCCCAGUGCUUGAAGAACCUGGAAACAUUCGGCGAGGAGACCAGGAGGAAUUUUGAAGCUACCUUAGACUGGCUACAAGAGCAUGCUUGCUCAAGAACUUAUGGUUUAGGUACCCGUCUGCCUUGGGAUGAGCAGUGGCUGAUUGAAUCACUCUCGGAUUCCACUAUUUACAUGGCAUUUUACACAGUGGCACACCUGUUGCAGGGGGGUGACUUGCGUGGACAGGCAGCGUCUCCACUGGGCAUCAGACCACAGCAGAUGACCAAGGAAGUUUGGGAUUAUAUUUUCUUCAAGGAAGCUCCCUUUCCUAAGACUCAGAUUCCAAAGGAAAAAUUAGAUCAGCUAAAGCAUGAGUUUGAGUUCUGGUAUCCUGUGGAUCUUAGAGUCUCUGGCAAGGACCUUAUUCCAAAUCAUCUUUCAUAUUAUCUUUAUAAUCAUGUGGCUAUGUGGCCAGAACAAAGUGACAAAUGGCCUGUAGCUGUGAGAGCAAAUGGACAUCUUCUCCUCAACUCUGAGAAGAUGUCAAAAUCCACAGGCAACUUUCUCACUUUGACCCAAGCUAUUGACAAAUUUUCAGCUGAUGGAAUGCGCUUGGCUCUGGCUGAUGCGGGUGACACUGUGGAAGAUGCUAACUUUGUGGAAGCCAUGGCAGAUGCAGGUAUUCUCCGUCUGUACACCUGGGUGGAGUGGGUGAAAGAGAUGGUUGCCAACUGGGACAGCCUACGAAGUGGUCCAGCCAGCACCUUCAAUGAUAAAGUUUUUGCCAGUGAAAUGAAUGCAGGAAUUAUAAAAACAGAUCAAAACUAUGAAAAGAUGAUGUUUAAAGAAGCUUUGAAAACAGGGUUUUUUGAGUUGCAGGCCGCGAAAGAUAAGUACCGUGAACUGGCCAUUGAAGGGAUGCACAGAGAACUCGUGUUCCGAUUCAUUGAAGUUCAGACACUUCUCUUGGCUCCAUUCUGUCCACAUUUGUGUGAGCACAUCUGGACACUCCUGGGAAAGCCUGACUCCAUUAUGCGCGCUUCGUGGCCUGUCGUGGGUCCUGUGGAUGACGUCUUGAUACGUUCCUCACAGUAUCUCAUGGAGGUCGCGCAUGACCUCAGACUGCGACUGAAGAAUUACAUGAUGCCAGCUAAAGGGAAGAAGACUGACAAGCUACCACCUCAGAAGCCUUCCCAUUGCACCAUCUAUGUGGCGAAGAACUAUCCAUCCUGGCAACACACCACCCUGUCAGUUCUGCGUCAUCACUUUCAGAACAAUAAUGGAAAAUUGCCUGAUAACAAAAUCCUUGCUACUGAACUAGGCAGUUUGCCAGAAUUGAAGAAAUAUAUGAAGAAAGUGAUGCCAUUUGUUGCCAUGAUUAAGGAAAAUCUGGAGAAGGUGGGACCUCGUGUUCUGGAUUUGCAAUUAGAAUUCGAUGAACAGGCAGUGCUCAUGGAGAAUAUAGUCUACCUGACCAAUUCCCUUGAGCUAGAACACAUAGAAGUCAAGUGUGCCUCUGAAGCAGAAGAUAAAGUCAGGGAAGAAUGCUGUCCUGGGAAACCACUUAAUGUUUUCAGAACAGAACCUGGUGUGUCAGUUUUCAUAGUGAAUCCCCAGCCAUCCAAUGGCCACUUCUCAACCAAAAUUGAAAUCAGGCAAGGAGAUACCCGCGAUUCUAUCAUCAGGCGCUUAAUGAAAGUGGACCGAGGAAUCAAAGAUCUUUCCAAAGUGAAGCUGAUGAGAUUUGAUGAUCCACUGUUGGGGCCGAGGCGAGUUCCCGUCCUGGGGAAAGAGCUGACUGGGAAGACGCCCAUUUCUGAGCAUGCUGUCUUCCACGUGGACCUCGUGAGCAAGAACGUCCAUCUUACUGAAAACGGGCUGCGGGCGGAUAUUGGUGACACAAUGGUCUACCUGGUUCACUAAACUCACGCAGAUGGGAGAUUUGCCCUGUUCUCUGGGGCUACUUCUACUUUGUGCUUACAGAGUGGCUGUGAGACCCUUAGGCUGGGCCUAAAUAGAUUUCAUUUCUAACCAUCAAAUUCUGCAUGUAACCAUAAUUAUACCAACUCAUUUUUGAUUCCUGGACCUAAUAAAUGUUUUUUCCUUCUUGGGACCUCUAAGAGAAA